Molecule: messenger RNA, 339 nt
Organism: Hypoxylon fragiforme
Lineage: Eukaryota; Fungi; Ascomycota; Sordariomycetes; Xylariales; Hypoxylaceae
Exons: 3
Coding region: 1-339 (112 amino acids)
Biological process (GO): mitochondrial respiratory chain complex III assembly
Source: RefSeq, a predicted model, not a curated record
AUGGCAGUGGCUCUACGAACUUACAGAAAUCUAUUCCGAGUAACGGGCCUAGCUUUUAAAGGUGACGAGCGAGUCUUGAACGCUGCGCGCGAUCAAAUACGAAACAGAUUCCGAGAAAAUGCUACCUUAGAACCUUCGAGUCCCGAAGUAUCGAGCGCCAUCGAGCACGCCCAAGACGUCGCUAAGAUAAUACGGCAUAAUAUCGUGCAAGGGAAGAAAGAGGGAGAAUUAUAUAAGCUGCGAAUACACGAAGAUACAGAGCGUGGAGACAACGACACAGUAAAACUCCCGGGAGGCCAGAAAGUCAAGAUUGACGGAAAGAAGUGCUGUGAUACAUGA